GCGGCGGUUGGACCCGGGCCGGGGCCGGGGUCGGGGCGCCAUGGCCGAGUCCCAGCUCGGCUGCCUGGACGAGGCGCACGUGAACGAGAGGGUGACCGCGGCGCAGGCAGCCUUCUACUACUGCGAGCGGCGGCGGGCCGCGCUCGAGGCGCUGCUGGGCGGCGGCGAGCAGGCCUACCGCGAGCGGGUCAAGGAGGAGCAGCUGCGGGACUUCCUCUCCAGCCAGGAGCGUCAGGCCCUCGGCGCCGCCUGGAGCCCCUACGAAGUCGCCGCCGCCGCCGCCGCCGCCGCCCGGGGCAAGAGCGAGGCCGAGACCCCGACGCAGGACGCGGCCGAGUCCGGCGAGUCCCUGGCCUACUGGCCCGACCGCUCCGACACCGAGGUGCCCCCGCUGGAGCUGGGCUGGACCGAAACAGCCUUCUACCGCGGCGUGAGCCGCGUCAGCCUCUUCACUCACCCUCCUAAGGAGGAGAAGGCGCCCCACCUGAAGCAAGUGGUCCGGCAGAUGAUCCAACAGGCCCAGAAGGUCAUUGCUGUGGUCAUGGACCUCUUCACUGAUGGUGAGAUCUUCCAAGACAUUGUGGAUGCUGCCUCCAAGCGCCGCGUGCCAGUGUACAUCAUCCUGGACGAGGCGGGCGUGAAGUAUUUCCUGGAGAUGUGUCAGGGCCUGGAGCUCGCUGACUUCCGUAUUCGGAACAUCCGUGUCCGCUCUGUGACAGGUGUUGGCUUUUACAUGCCCAUGGGGAAGAUCAAGGGGACCCUGUCAUCCAAGUUCCUAAUGGUAGAUGGUGAUAAAGUAGCCACUGGAUCCUACAGAUUCACCUGGAGUUCCUCCCAUGUGGACAGGAACCUUCUCCUCCUACUGACGGGGCAGAACGUGGAGCCCUUCGACGUGGAGUUCCGGGAGCUGUACGCCAUCUCCGAGGAGGUGGACUUGUACCAGCAGCUGGGCCUGGCAGGAGGCGCUGGCAGGCUGGGCCUCAACUACUCCUCCACUGUGGCUCGCAAGCUUAUCAACCCCAAGUACACCCUGGUGACGGGCAGCCACCACCCACCCGGGGAGAUGAUGCGCUGGGCUGCCCGGCAGCAGCAGGAGGCCAGCCGCAAUGCAGAGGGGCAGGAGGAGGGCAGCAAGGGCGGCGAGUCAGCACAGCGCCUGGAGAGUUUCCUGCACGACCUAGUCACGCUGGAGCAGGUGCUGCCCCCCGUGGAGCCCAUUCUCUCGGGAGAGCCGAGUCGGAAUGGCAGGGUGUUCUCCCACCUGCGUGUGGACCUGAAGCCCAGACCCCGGGAGGCCCUUGCCCAAAAUGGCAGGGGAGAAGCUGCCAAUGGGGAGGCCACCGCGGCCAAGGAGGGCAGGCGCUUCAGCAGCAGGUUCUUCAGCCGGCGGUCCAAGAGGCCCGCAGCGCCCAAGAGCACAGCCAGCACCCCCUCCCCCGAGGCCCUGGCCGAAGCGGAGUUUAUGGCGGGGAAGAGGCCCAACCAGGGCUCCAGCGGCGACGACGUCUCAGGUAAAACAAGUUCCAGUCCUGCCAAGGCCAGCAAUUGUGUGAUUUUGUGAGCUGCGGGCCAGCUGUUGGCAGGACCUGUGGAUGCCCCCAUCCUGUCCUGUGGAGACACAGGUCAAACCCUGCACCGAUUUGCACAUCGGACGCCUAGUGGCCUCCUGCCCCAGCAGCCUCCAUCCUGGCCUCAGGGACCCUGUAUCCCAGAUGUGAGGGUCUACAGCAUCUCAAGACAAUCACACGCCUCCACAAGACUGUCGUGGCCGGGCAGGGGGUCACCCUUUGUUUACAUGAAGUGGAAGCUUGACUAGCAUCUGCUCUCCUUUAUGCCCAGCCCCCUCCCUCCACUGGGCCAGCCUUGCCCUGCAGGCCCCCAGAUGGGGUGAGUCCAUGUCUUUCUACCUUAAUGUGAUGGGGUCUCCAGGGCAGCCCCAGCCCCCUGGCUUCUCCUUCCCUGGGCUUCCUGGUGCUGCUGGUCCCCCAAGAGGUUUGGGGGAACAGAAGGGACGAGGACAGGGCUCUGAGCCCGGGAUCCAGUCUCGCUUGAGCUUCUGAACUCAAGGUGGAAGAUGCAGCGAGGACGGCUGGGGGCUGGCUGCUGUGGCCUUCCUGGCCUGUCCCUCAGGCUCCUGCAGUAGACUCUGAAUGCAGUAAGGGCAGAAUUUGACCCUGCCAUUUUGAGAGCCCUUGUGCUGAGGUCUCCUUUCCCUCCCCCAGCAGCAUCCUGGCAGGCUCUGCCCUGGGUGGUCUGGGCCUCCUUGGCUAUCGCCUGCUGCAAGCCCAUCUGGCAGUUCUGCUCACGCCUUUACCUGAGGCGACUCCCUCCCGUUUUUUGCCUUGAGUUGCAGCCCAAAGUAGGGAGAGAGAGAGCCUGGCUGAUGUUCUGGUGGUACUGGAGGCUGGGCCUUGUCACCAGGAGCGUUUGCCCUCCUCCCACCCCAGAGAUGGCCCUCAGGCCCUUCACCAGCCAGGACUUAUGUGCCUUCUCUAGUUAUAUGUCAGCCAAAGACCAGCCUUGGCCUUCUGCCAAAGUCAGACUGUCUUGAGGAGCCUCAGCCUCCCUGGCUUCUUAGGGACCUGGCCUAAUUGCCAUGACGCCAGGCCAGGAAGCCCAGCUGAAAAUCGCACACCACCCCCUCUUCACACAUGUGACUGAGAGGACCUGCGGAGAGAGUUCUUGAAUGGACGGCCGGGAAACUGCCGAACCGCAGGCUCUGUGGCCGGCCUUGCUUCCGGCCAGGGGCCGGAGGCCUGGAGAGCCGGGGGCUGCAGUACCUGAGAAAGCACCACGCUCAGCCUCCUGCUUCUGAGCCAAACUCUCGUCCUCACAUCUUUCCUUCUGCAAAACCCUGGGGCACCAGCAGCACCUUGGGGCGGGGCCCCGGUACCUGCUAGCGCCUGACGGGAGAGGGAGCAAGGGGACCAGCGAGCAUCCUGAGAGGAGCCUGGUCUCCCCGCUGGGUGGUGGGAGGGGCAGGGGAAGGAAGGGUGAACCUGGUUCUUGGGGGGUGAGGGACCCUGACCCACCUCCAUGAGCGUCUGUGAGGAUUAAACCCUUGCUGGGAAGUGCUUCCUUAUGCA
Delphinapterus leucas (beluga whale) is the source of this 3086-nucleotide messenger RNA. RefSeq names its product scaffolding CK1 anchoring protein F (gene SACK1F). Gene Ontology annotation, biological process: signal transduction. Gene Ontology annotation, molecular function: protein kinase binding. The record is from RefSeq and is a predicted model, not a curated record. Lineage: Eukaryota; Metazoa; Chordata; Mammalia; Artiodactyla; Monodontidae.